Molecule: messenger RNA, 1359 nt
Organism: Cannabis sativa
Lineage: Eukaryota; Viridiplantae; Streptophyta; Magnoliopsida; Rosales; Cannabaceae
Product: probable carboxylesterase 8
Exons: 1
Coding region: 259-1230 (323 amino acids)
Molecular function (GO): hydrolase activity
Source: RefSeq, a predicted model, not a curated record
UUUUUUGUUGAUUUUGUAUUAUUUUUAUUAAAAACAGUAAAAAAAAAAGUAAAUAAUGGUACAUAAGUAAUUAUUUCAACCAAAAAAAAAAUUAUAUUUAUUUUAGAAAUUAUAGUCCUAUUGCUAUUUUUUUUUUUUUUGAAGGAAGUCCUCUUGCUAUUUAUUAAUAGAGUUUUCUCUCUCCCGCACAGACUGACAAAACAAACCAUAUAUAUCAGUGUAGAGAUUUAUCGAUCAUAAACUAAUCAACGGAUAACAAUGGCCGACUCUGUAGACACUUUGCAGUUCCUCAAACUCGUUCCCAGCCCAGACGGCACUCUUACUCGCCCCGCUAUCUUCCCCAACGUCCCUGCAUCAGAUGAGCCACACGAUACAGCCGUCAUCUCCAAAGAUUUCCCUCUCAAUUCCGCCACCGGAACCUUCCUCCGAGCUUUCAAGCCCAACCCCCUUCCGACGAGUCCCAAUCUUCCCGUCAUCCUCUACUUCCACGGCGGCGGCUUCAUCGCCUUCAGCGCCACAUCGCUCCCAUACCACAAAUCAUGCGCCGACUCAGCGGUCCAGCUUCGCGCGCUUGUCCUAUCACUCGAGUACCGUCUCGCUCCCGAACACCGUCUCCCAGCCGCCUACGACGACGCCGUAGAAGCUCUCCGCUGGAUAGCCGCCGUAGCGGGCGGCGUCUCAGCCGAGCCGUGGCUUAGCGAGUGUGCCGAUUUCACCAAGUGUUUUGUGAUGGGAAGUAGCGCUGGGGGGAAUAUGGUGUACCACGCGGGUUUACGUGCGCUCGAUCUGGAUCUGUCACCUAUGGUGAUCCGAGGGCUGUGGUUUAACCAACCUUUCUUCGGUGGGGUCCACAGGACGGAAUCAGAGUUGUGUCACCUCAGCGAUCAUAUAUUGCCUUUGGCAGCCACCGACUUGAUGUGGAACUUGGCUUUGCCCGAAGGCGCUGACCGUAAUCAUGAGUAUUCUAAUCCAACGGUCGCCAAUUGUGGUGUUGGUGAUGAGAGGAUCAAACGGUUGCCGAGGAGUCUGGUAACUGGAUACGGUGGGGAUCCACUCGUUGAUAGGCAGAAGGAGUUUGUGAAGUUACUCAAAAAGCGAGGGGUCCACGUAGAGACCCACUUCGAAGAUGGUGGAUUCCACGCUGCUGAGCUCUUUGAAUCUGCCGAAGCUGAGAAGUUAAACGACGUCGUUAGCCGUUUCAUUCGAAAGUCAUGCCUCGUGAAUCCAUGAUGAUGCCCUCAUUUUCCCAAUUAUAUCAAGUUUUAUUUUUGAUCUUUCUCUUAUGAAUAUGAGACAAAUGAAAAAUUAUAUAUGAAUCUAUUAAAUAAGAAUAUCAAGUUUUAUACUUUUUGUUCUGAA